CCUGGUGCACUGAUUUCUUAAGAGGUCAAUGCGCCCCGUUUGGGGUUUCCUGACAGGCUACAAGGCAUCUGGAAUGGAGUUGGAGUCUAAACUAGAGGAAACUCCCAGUUGUUUCAGCAUGCCACAAGUUUUCUUUCUUGCGGUUUUCAAAUCCUCUACUUUUCUUCACUAGAGUUGCAGAUCCUCGUGAGUAAUCUCUUGUGAACUACGCUCUUCAUGUGCUUCAGAAUUGCUGGACAUGCUUUUGGACAAUUUAAGAUCAGUUGUUUCCAAAUCCUUAAGAAAGACUCUUCUAGUCAGCUGUGAGAAUGGAAAUGAGACAGUUGAAUGUGGGAUCAUGAGAAAGUCCAAAUCCUCCUCUGCAGUUGCAAUGGAUUGCCAAAGAGGCGGCCAAGGCAUGGAUCCGAUCUCCUUUGGUGGUAAGGAGGCGGCGGCGGCGGCAGCCAUGGCCUACAAGAAAAGCACAAAAUUGCAGUUACUGGAGGUAUCUAGAGGAGCUCAUGAGCUGACACAGAUGAUUGAUUCAUGGUCGAAGGUGCCAGAUCUCGACAGGCGAUCAAAAGACAUUGCAGAAGAUAUUGUGAGAGGUGCAUUGGAUCUGCAGGAGUCCUUGAUCAUGCUUGGCAGAGUUGAAAAAGCCAUGAAGACAAUGUCUCAGAUAAAGGACAGAGGACAACCAGGCUUCAUGGAAGAAAGAGGAACUGCCGAAGAAGAAGAGAUUCGCACUCGGUUAAUGGGCUCUGGAAGAUUUGAAAUCAGUGGUUACAACAACAGAUUGCAGGAACAAAGACUCUGCCAUGAUCAGUCCUCAAGAAGUCAUAGUAAGAAGUUAAAGAAUGUGACCAGAGACAGCCUUUACAGACAAAAUCUUCGGUCGAUCUCUUCUGAUGAUGAAAGAACUUCUUCGAGUCGUUCAUUGGGAUACUCAGCAAGCAAUGGACUUAAUGAUGCUUGUUAUGAUGGAAAGGGAAAAGCAAAUAGUUCACAGCCUGUGAAGGUGAAAGCACCAAACUUGAUUGCAAAGCUUAUGGGGUUGGAUGAAAUUCCUUCAGCAGCUGUCCUUCCCAUUAAGAGAGAAGGUAAGAGUGAGGAGAGCUUAAAUCCACCAAGACCUGUGUUUGAUAUCAAGGUGCCUAAGGGAGGGAGGGUGCCAAUGAUGGAGCAGAAUCCCAAUCCAAAGGGAGAGGCUCUUCAGAAUAUCAUUGAAACAGUGAAAUCUGAAGAGCUCAUGGAGAGUGAUCAUGACAAGGAUUGCAGAUUUCUGUCGAGUUCUUCGAGUGCUUCGCAAUUGGAACCAUAUGGAAGAAUUCCCUACACAAAUGAAGGAGUCCCACCAAUUAUGAUCAUGAAACCUAUGCACUUCCCAUGUCGGAAGAGAGGACAGGUCCAAAAGGAUCCUCUUUCAGCUCACAUUUCUGUACAGAGGGUAGCUCAAUCAGUUAAGUUAGAACAACAAGAGAUUGUUGCCGACAAUGGUCCACUUCUAUCCAGAAAAUCAAAAGGAAACAAAGUGAAGAGCUUAGAGGAGACAAAAGUGAAAGCAUCCCCAAAGAGCAACGCUCUGGCUUCUUUAUGUCAGAAGCAACAGAGAAAAGAACGGGUAAAAACGUUCAAAAAAGCUUAUGAGGGGCAAAAACUACCGUUAAAUGGGACAAAUGAUGGAGAGAAAAGGAAUGUGAAAGUUAUGGCGAUUCCAUCAUCUCAGGCGAAAACAACUACUAAAGCACCAAUUAAGCCUGACAAAAUACUAGGUGCCCCAGAGAAUGCUUCAAGACCAGUAAAUAUGCCAAGAAAGCCUACCAUGACAUCCCCAUUAAAACCCAAAACACAAAAUUCCACUGCUCUUGCAACAGACAACAAGACAACCAGAGUGAAACCAGUCACCAAGGCGAUUACUCCAAAAUGCAAAGGACAUGGUAAGGAAAUCAAUCCUUCCAACCAGACAGAUGAUGUAUCAACAAGGAGCAUUUUGCCUCCUGAUGAUCCCCCUAAGCAGGAAGAGGAGACCAAGACCUGCAGCAAAGAUCUCGUAAGAAAAGACUAUAAAGUAAUUUGUGAAGUCAUGCCCAAAGCCAGCAAAGGUGGAAGAAGCCCUGUCACAACAGAAGCAGCAGCUAUUCAGGUUUCCGAUAACAAUACUGCUACAACAAAAGCAGAUGGAGUAGAAGAAGAGCUGAAAAAAUUUCUCUUGAGCAGUCAACCAUUCCUUGUCCUUGCAGAAGAACUCUUCAGUUUUGAUUCUUAUCAACCUUUAUAUGAACCAAGAAAUGGCCUCGAAGAUCUUGGAGCAAGAAAUGCAAAGCUCUACUUAGGUUGUGCUAACGAGCUAAUGAUGCGUAAAAGCAACCAGAUAGAGCUCUCAAACCAUUCAAUGUCCAGAACCUGCUUAUGUAGCCCUUUAGUGCAUGCCUCUCUUGAUCAGUUGGUUGGGGACAUCAGCAGGGGAAUUGGCAAACUGAGUAAAUAUGGUGAAGUUGGCAUUGCUGUUACUUGGAAGGAUGUUCUUUAUUUAAGAUUGGAGAGAGAUCUCAGAUGCAAGGAAACGUUGUUAGAUGCUAUGUGGGAUAUUGGCUGGAGGAAUAAGUUAUGUCUAGAAGAGGCAGACCAAGUUGUAGUUCAAGUGGGGGAGCUCAUCUUAUAUAGGCUUGUUGAGGAGGUUGCUAUGGAUUUAGCAUACUGAACUUUUCUUUUGUUUGGCUUUUGUCUGGCAGACUAAACAUGCCCAGGUGUAUUUAAGCACUGAAAAUAAAAUUGUUCAUGAUCAGCUCUGUAAUAGGUAUUGUUCUUCUGAUUUUUGAAUAUUUUAUUUCUUCGAUGUCAUUUUUUUUUUUUUAAGCAAGCAUAACUUGUGCACUGUCACUCACUGUAUAAGAGAAUUAUUAUGAAAUUUGACAUGCAGUGAUUC
Elaeis guineensis (African oil palm) is the source of this 2905-nucleotide messenger RNA. RefSeq lists its product as uncharacterized. Lineage: Eukaryota; Viridiplantae; Streptophyta; Magnoliopsida; Arecales; Arecaceae. The record is from RefSeq and is a predicted model, not a curated record.